UCUGUGUUUAGUCCUUGCAAGGUUGUAACGUUAAUCGCACGCAAGACAUUAUCACAUAGCACAGCGCUCGUUCACAAACUCAUUCAUUUUCAUUGAACAUUUGGUUGAAAUACAAGAGCAAAUCGAAACCGUUUUACCAUAUAAUCGGUGUGCAAAAUUAAACCGAUUUCGAUAACAAAUAAAAAAAAAUUUAUAUAUAACUUUAUCAACGACUCUUAAUUUAUUCAGUGAAUCAUCACGCUAAAAAUUUUAAAACUAAAGAAAACAUCAUGUUUCCGCGGAUUUCGUAACAGUUGAACGGCGAAUGUGUUACUGAUAACAGCAAACUAUUCUGUCAUAAAAAACAGCACAAAAUAUUUAAGAAAAAUUGAUCAUUAGAAAAAUAAGACGUACGAUUUUUUUCGCUCCGCGUAUAAAAACUUAAAAAACAGUUGAUAAUUUAAAAAGUUAACGUAAAAGUGAAAUCUAUUGCCGCGACCAUUCAAACAAGCAGCAUUGUUUUCAACAAUAUUUGUUAUGUUCAAUACAUUGAAAUAAAAAGACGCAGUCUUGACGAUGACAUUUAAUGCUGGUCUAGUUGUAUGUUACUGUUUAGUUGGUUUGGCGCUGUUUGUGGUAGUUGCUCGCGCUGGACCAAUAGAUGCGGCAUUGAAUUGGGCUCGCGCCGACAAACUGCCGAUCGAAAUUGACGUAAAUCUACCGUGGCUACCAUUUGAGAAUGAAACCAGAUGCUAUGGUGAAAUUGGAUGUUUGAAUAUUACUCGUGAAUGGUAUCAUUUAAUCCAUCGACCAUUCAAUGUAUUCCCAUUGCCACGUAGUGUCAUUAACACUCGAUUCAUCUUGUACACGGAGAAAAAUCCAAUUGAAGGUCAACUUCUUGUGGCCGAUGACAAAGAGGGAAUCAAGAAGACCAAUUUUAAUCCAAAAUGGUUAACCAAGUUCAUUAUUCAUGGUUUUAUCGAUACACCGCUUUCGAAUUGGGUAUCUGAAAUGCGUGAUGAACUGAUAAUGCGCAAGAACUUAAACGUGAUUGUCGUUGAUUGGGCUGGUGGUUCGUUACCAUUAUACACACAGGCCACGGCAAAUACACGAUUAGUUGGAUUAGAAAUAGCAUAUUUGAUUAAGAAAUUGCAACAAGAGCACGAUUUACGGCCAGAAGAUGUGCAUUUAAUUGGUCAUUCAUUGGGUGCGCAUACGGCUGGAUAUGCAGCUGAACGUAUACAAGGCAUUGGCCGCAUUACCGGACUUGAUCCAGCUGAACCAUAUUUUCAGGGAAUGGGACCACAAGUUAGACUUGACCCAUCUGAUGCCACAUUUGUUGAUGUGAUUCAUACCGACGCACGAAGUUUCUUUUUACUGGAGAUACCAGGUUAUGGCAUGUCACAAGCCUGCGGCCAUAUUGACUUUUACCCAAAUAACGGUAAGGAGCAACCGGGAUGUGCACUGUCACAAGAAGGUGGAACACUUAUACCAUUGACUUUGAUAAAAGAUGGCAUCGAAGAGGCUUCACGCGUACUUUUGGCAUGCAAUCAUGUCAGAGCUAUCAAACUAUUUAUUGAUAGCAUAAAUGGAAAAUGUCCCUAUGUUGCGCAUCGUUGUCCAUCGUAUCAGCACUUUUUGUUGGGACGUUGUUUCAAAUGUAAUACAGGAAAUUGCGCAAUUAUGGGCUAUCACGCAACAUUGCCAAAGAUUCAAACAUUCAAUUCAUCUGAAAAUGAAGUCAUUCCAUCGGAUCGUAACGAUCAACCAGAAAAUGUGUCGGUAGCACCAGGCAAAUAUUUUUUGGCUACUGGAAAAGAGUAUCCAUUCUGCCAGCGACACUAUCGAUUCACAAUCGAGUUGGCGAAACCACGGCAAGCUGAACGAUGGGUGCAAGGCUACAUGACCGCUUCCAUUUAUUCGGAUCGAGGAGCAUUGCGCGGUAUUGAUUUGACCAAAGGUACUGCGCGUUUAGAACAUGGUUCAAAAUAUCAAAUUGUUAUACCAAAUCCGCACGAUCUGGGCGACAAUAUUCGCAAAGUUGAAUUGAAUUGGACACAUGAAAUGAAUGUAUUGGAACCGCGUUCACUCUGUCUAUUCUGGUGUAAUGAUCAUUUGUAUGUGAAAUCGAUUGUAGUCGAAACAAUGCAGAUGCCAUCUAGAGAAAAACGAAAUACGGAAUUUUCACAUAAAUUAUGUGCACCAAAGCGCGAGUAUGCCGAUAUCGCAAAUCGUGGAUCGUCCAUAUUUUACGAUGAUUGCAAAUUGUGAUCCUCCUAGGCGAUAAAUAAAAACACGCGACGCAUACGUUGAACAGCCAUGACGAAGCAUUGAUUUCUUACGUUGGUCAAAUCGAACUUUGUACGCAUUUAAACAUAAUUCCAUAAAUCACAUAAGGUUCAUACAUGUUUUUUCGCACACACAUAAACAAAAAUGCCACGAUUUUUUUUUAAAUCGAUGGAACACCGAAAUGAGCUCAGCGUUGACUUUAACUCUAAAAAGUUAGUCCAACAACAUUUAAUCGAAGAAGACACACUAUUUUGUGCCAAAUGAAGAAUAUUUCCAAUCAAACUUCGAAAUAGAAAUAAAUUAUCCAUCACGUAUUCCGAUUAAAUUUUUUUUCGGACUGAGUACGAUUUUUGUGCAUGACAUUGCUCAAUACUUGGAUUAAGUGAGAAAAUUUUUGUAACAAAAAUUUAUUAGGAACUAUACGCAAUUUUUUUUUUAUUGUUUUAUUCAUUAAAUGGUUUUUCUUUUCGUUUAAGUAUUAUUUAGUUUUUUAAGCAAAGAUUUGUAAGGAUUACAUGGAAAAAAAGAAGUAUUAUUGUACAUUUUUUACUUCAUCAACCAUAUGGUUCAUCGUUGUCCAUCUUUUUCUAAUGGGAAAUUUAGAAUAUCAGUGAAAAGUGCGCGUUAAGCUGCCAAACAGCAAAAUAUAAAACAUCGGACAGAAGAUGAUGCUUGUAAGGCAGAACAGCCAAGUGAAAAGUUUUCAUUUUCUUAAACCAAAGCCGAUUGAAAUUUUGAACUAUUACAAUUUUCUUGUAUGUAAACAGUUUUCUGUUUAACUUUGAAUGAUCGAAAGGUUUUGAAAUUUGAAUUUGUUUUGAUGAAAUGCAAAAAUAUAACGAAAUUUGUGAUAAUUUUUUUUCUUUUUUAACAUUAGUCUUAAUUUUUUAAGAAAUCCUAUAGAAGAAAAAAUUAUAUUGAAACG
This is a messenger RNA of Contarinia nasturtii (swede midge), 3193 nucleotides long. RefSeq names its product pancreatic triacylglycerol lipase-like. The coding region runs from base 556 to 2250 and encodes 564 amino acids. Gene Ontology annotation, biological process: lipid metabolic process. The record is from RefSeq and is a predicted model, not a curated record. Gene Ontology annotation, molecular function: triacylglycerol lipase activity. The transcript has 9 exons. NCBI's taxonomy places the organism in Eukaryota, Metazoa, Arthropoda, Insecta, Diptera, Cecidomyiidae.